AUGGCGACUAGCCAGCAGUUAAAUGUAGCAGCAACCAUCUUGGAUCUCUUGGAGAAUAUGGCAAUGGCUGUUGCUUUGACUUUGCCCAGUGGGGAAACAAAGUCAAUCUCAGAAGACUCUUUCGCUGGGAGGAUCCAGGUGUUUGGUAAUCAAAAUAUGCCAGACGACUUGGCAAGAAUCGAGAUCCAGAAUAACACCAUGGAGAUAAACUGGAGAACGGUCAUGGGAGCAAAGAACUCUGACUUUGCUGCAGUCUCCUUCUUUGUUUUCGGCGACAUGGAAUCCAUUUUGAACAGCGAGAUCCGUAAAGAUGGCAUCAAGCAGUUGGAGGCAACUGAAGGAACAGGCUGGUUAAACUCCAAAGUGGUAACAGCCAGAAUCAGUAACAAAGCAGCCAGCCACGACCUGACAGAAAUGGUCAAUUUUCCACUGAAACUCAACCAGGAUACCAAAGAUCACAAGAAGGCCGACUGCGUUUAUUUGAAGAUAACAGAACGAGGACGUUUCUGGUCCUCUGAGGGCUGCUUCCCUAUUAGUUCCAAUGGAAGCUACGUAAUAUGCCAAUGUAACCAUCUGACGAGCUUUGCUAUUUUAAUGUCUCCAAUUGAGAUAGAGCUUCAGGUUGAAUUCAGUGCUGAACUCUACAAUUACAAGUUGGAAUACCGCCUGGGAGGCCAAGUGGCAAAUGUGGAUGCUAUGAGCCGCUGCCCACUGGCAGAUACACCACCGGUGAUGCUGCCACUAGGAGAGGCCACCAGGAAAUUAUUUAACUUCCUCCCCCUGCUGAUUGGAUCAUCACAAAUGAAAAGUAAUGCAGAGAACGUAUUUCUCAUUCAGUGCCAAUACAGUGCAGCAAUUACAGCAUCUGAGGAAAACAGUUCUGUUGACAUGAAAAUUGGCUGUGGCUUGCCGUUUCUGGUGGUAUACUGCAUUCAGAGGCUGUGCCAGACUCAGCCUUGUUCGCCAGGUUAUUUAUAUCACAAACAUUAUCACUGCGUGGAUAUUGAUGAGUGUACAUGGCCACAAUGUGAUCCAUCCGCAACAUGUCGCAACACAGUUGGGAGCUAUGAGUGUUACUGUGGUAAAGGGUUUACCCGCAAUCCUGGGACCUCCAGCAUUGCAACAACUUGUAAAGAUGUGGACAAGUGUGAGAAUGAAGAUGUGUGUGGCACGGACGCAACCUGUCAUAACUCCUUGGGGAGUUACCGCUGUAUCUGUCGGGCAGGAUUUCAGCCAGUGCCAGAACAAACACAAUAG
Messenger RNA from Chiloscyllium plagiosum (whitespotted bambooshark), 1257 nucleotides. The record is from RefSeq and is a predicted model, not a curated record. Lineage: Eukaryota; Metazoa; Chordata; Chondrichthyes; Orectolobiformes; Hemiscylliidae.